Molecule: messenger RNA, 1053 nt
Organism: Scedosporium apiospermum
Lineage: Eukaryota; Fungi; Ascomycota; Sordariomycetes; Microascales; Microascaceae
Product: Zinc-type alcohol dehydrogenase-like protein
Exons: 3
Coding region: 1-1053 (350 amino acids)
Molecular function (GO): oxidoreductase activity
Source: RefSeq, a predicted model, not a curated record
AUGGUUUCCCAGACCCAAAAGCAAUGGACCCUUCAGGGGAAGAAUGGAUUUGAUUCCCUGAUCUACAACGAAAAUGCACCGAUUCCUAAAAUCGGCGAGAACGAAGUCUUGGUUAAAUUCCAUGGAGCUUCCCUCAACUACCGAGACCUCACUAUCCCGAUUGAGGGUGGCUACCCAAUACCCACCAACGAUGGCGUCGUGCCGGGCUCUGAUGGUGCUGGCGAGAUUGUUGAAGUUGGAUCCAAGGUGACGAAAUUUAAGAAGGGCGACCGCGUGUACACCCUGUUCAAUCAGGGUCAUCUGAGCGGAGCGUUGACCCCCAGCGCCGGUAUGACUGGACUCGGCGGCCAGCUCGACGGGACCUUGAGGCAGUAUGGUGCAUUCCUGGAGCUCGGAGUCGUCAAGAUCCCCCAAAAUCUCGAUUUUCUGGAGGCUGGUACAUUGUCUUGCGCCGCUCUGACGGCGUGGAAUGCCCUGUACGGCAUUGAGGGUCGAUCGUUGAAGCCGGGCGAUUAUGUAUUGACUCAGGGCACUGGAGGUGUCAGCAUGUUUGCACUUCAGCUCGCAAAAGCAGCCGGAGCCAAAGUCAUCGCUACCACUUCGUCCGCCGUAAAAGCUGAGAAGCUGAAGAAACUCGGCGCCGACCACAUCAUUAACUAUAGGGAAGAACCUAACUGGGGCGAUGUUGCUAAAUCUCUCACAGGCGACCAGGAAGGUGUCGCUCACGUCGUCGAGGUGGGCGGGCCUACAACGGUUGCCCAAUCUCUAAAGGCCGUGCGAAUGGACGGUGUCAUUUCGAUCAUCGGAUAUAUUGGUGGCCAGUCCAACGAUCAACCGACCUUUCAGGACAUAUUGAUGCACAAUUGCGUUGUUAGGGGUAUCAUGGUUGGAUCUCGGGACCAGCUGGAAGCCCUUAACCGAGCCAUCGAGGCUAAUGACAUCCAUCCAGUUGUGGAUGACAAGGUGUUCAUACUUUCGGAGCUGAAGGAAGCCUACAAGUACAUGUGGGAUCAGAAGCAUUUCGGGAAGCUGCGCAUCAAGAUCGAACAUUGA